Molecule: messenger RNA, 1044 nt
Organism: Aspergillus lentulus
Lineage: Eukaryota; Fungi; Ascomycota; Eurotiomycetes; Eurotiales; Aspergillaceae
Source: RefSeq, a predicted model, not a curated record
AUGAGUCUAACCACAAUUGUUCAUAUCAGCCUAAGGCCAACCACGCAUAAUGACGCGCGACUCGUGAACGCGUCUGAUUCCCCACUUAAACCUCGAACGCGAAUUUACAGCACUUUAGAACCUCACUCUCGCUCUCCAGCUUCUGCCCAGAGCCAUUCUAGCUUCACACCUCACCUAAUCAUUGUCAUUCGGCACCUCGCUUCACUUCCACAUAAUCACGUUUCAUCUAUACUCUUUGGUUUCGACGUCCGGACACACAUAUUCAAGAUGUUGGAAGCACGACUAGAACAAGCAAGCCUUCUCAAGCGUGUCGUCGACGCUAUCAAAGAUCUCGUACAGGACUGCAACUUUGACUGCAAUGACUCGGGAAUUGCCCUUCAGGCCAUGGACAACUCUCACGUCGCUCUGGUUUCCAUGCUUCUUAAAGCUGAGGGUUUCUCGCCCUACCGCUGCGACCGCAACAUUGCCCUUGGUAUCAAUCUAGUUUCCUUAACCAAGGUCCUGCGUGCCGCUCAAAACGAAGACAUCCUCACACUCAAGGCGGAUGACUCGCCUGAUGCCGUGAACCUCAUGUUUGAGAGCGCCGAGACCGACCGAAUAAGCGAGUAUGACAUCAAGUUGAUGGACAUUGACCAAGAGCACCUUGCCAUCCCUGAGACAGAGUAUGCCGCUACAGUGGAGAUGCCGUCGGCGGAAUUCCAGCGGAUCUGCAGAGAUUUGAACGCGCUUUCUGAAUCUGUUGUCAUUGAGGCUACCAAGGAAGGUGUCAAGUUCUCGUGCCAGGGCGACAUCGGCAGUGGCUCGGUUACCAUCCGUCAACACACCAGCGUCGACAAGCCCGAGCAGAACGUUUCCAUUGCCCUUAGCGAGCCUGUUGCUCUCACCUUUUCCCUUAAGUACCUCGUCAACUUCUGCAAGGCUACAUCGCUGUCGAGCCAGGUUACUCUCUGCCUAUCCCAGGAGGUGCCUCUACUUGUUGAGUACGGGCUGGGAAGCGGCCACCUGAGAUUCUAUCUUGCUCCUAAGAUCGGAGACGAGGAGUAA